AUUGUUUUUACAAGACUAAAUGUUGGUGAUAGCUGCUUCUCGCAUGCUGUGGCCCUUGCUGAGGGCGCAUUUUUGACCAAGCUAUCUCCCAGCAUCAAGAAAAAGAAUUCAGCAGGAAUGGAUGAAGACGUCCCUGUGAUCCCACCUCCUUCAGAUGACAUAUCCAUGGGUGAGAUUGAUGCCAGUGCUGACGAUGAAGACACGGAAGAUGGAAUUGAGGCUCUUAUCCGAGAGGCUGACACUGCAUGUGCAAACCUACCUGCUGGUUCAGAGCAGGUAAAAGUAGUUUCAGGACUUCUACUGAAGGUUCGACGGUCCCCGCAAGCCAAAAAGUACUUCAAGAAGUGCUGUGAAGAUGCACUCGAUCAAGAGCUCGAGCUUCUGCCAUACUGUAAGACUCGAUGGGGCUCAUGGAAUGGUGUUAUAGCUCGAAUGCUAUUACUCAAGAAAGCCGUCAAAAUAUUUAUCAACACUGCAGACGAUUCGGAUGAUGUACCCAAUGUCGACAAAAACCAGCGGAAGUAUGCAAGUUAUCGUGUGUCAGACACGGAAUGGGAUCUCCUCACUAUGAUCCGGAAGGUGUUAGCUGCAGCAGCUGAUGUACAAGAAGCCUUCUCGGCUGAAUACUAUCCAACUGUCUGGCGAAUUCUUCCGCUUUACGAGGACUUCAUCGUCCGGUGGCAAACAUUCUCCAAAGACCCUAAGAUGGCAGUGCUUCGACAUGCUAUUCACGCAGGUAUCACGAACCUCGAAAAGUACUACAAUAAGACCGACAAUUCCCCUGCGCACAUUGUUUCUAUGUGUUCGUUGAAACACCACUUAUGUUGACUUCGAGGCUGAUUGGUAUUUUAUUCUAGAUCUCAAUCCCUGCAUCAAGGACGAAUAUUUCAAUGUUGCAUGGACCGAAGAAGGCCAA
Suillus clintonianus is the source of this 916-nucleotide messenger RNA. RefSeq lists its product as uncharacterized. NCBI's taxonomy places the organism in Eukaryota, Fungi, Basidiomycota, Agaricomycetes, Boletales, Suillaceae. The record is from RefSeq and is a predicted model, not a curated record. Bases 118 to 828 code for a protein of 236 amino acids. The transcript is spliced from 4 exons.